Cryptomeria japonica (Japanese cedar) is the source of this 3886-nucleotide messenger RNA. RefSeq lists its product as uncharacterized. The coding region runs from base 1797 to 2459 and encodes 220 amino acids. NCBI's taxonomy places the organism in Eukaryota, Viridiplantae, Streptophyta, Pinopsida, Cupressales, Cupressaceae. The record is from RefSeq and is a predicted model, not a curated record. The transcript is spliced from 5 exons. Gene Ontology annotation, molecular function: manganese ion binding. Gene Ontology annotation, cellular component: cell wall.
UAAAGAUCUACUGGUUUGCAUCUUCUUAGUCUUAAAUCAAAAUUCAAAAUAGGGUGAAAUUCUUGUUCUGAAUAAGAGGUUACAGUGACAUGGUUUCCGUGGAUAUGAGCUCAGAAAUAGGGUGCAUACUUCUUAUAAUACCAAUUAUGGGUUUCUGGCUCAAAUAGGAAAUAUAUUAACAGAGUUUCGUUCUCCCUAAAUUUAGCUCCAUUAAAACACAAAUCACUUGGGUUCCAUUGUGUCAUUUUGAUUAUUGUGUUCUUCACAGUUAGUGCAAUCACCCUUCCUUCAUCAGAUAUUUCAAGAUAAGCUCUCUAUGUAGUAUGUAUUCAGUUACUGAGAGUUCUUAUCAUUGUAUUCAGAUAUUUGUGAGGUGAUUGAUAAACAGUAUGUUAUUUGUCUUUGGGUCAGUCUUGUGUUAGGUCAAUUAGCAGCACCAUGAAUGAAGGAUUAAGGUCUUAUAAUCUAUUGAAUGUCCUUUCCCAAGAUUAUUAUAUGCUUUCUUUAGAUAUACAAUGUCAUUUCUUGGCUAGAACAAUUAGCAGGCCAAUGCAGGAAGCAUUGAAGGUCUUAUAAUGUUUAUGGAUUACAGAUUUAAAAAUCAUUUAUAUGGGCGUUGCAUUUCAAGGUUACUGUGUUCUUCAAGAUUUCUUGACCGCCAUUUUCCCAUAGAGGGAGAUUGAAUUCUUGUUCUGAAAAAGAUAUGAGCUCAGAAACACAAGCAACUCGGGUUCCAUUAUAUCAUUUUCAUUAUUUUGUUCUUCACAGUUGGUGCAACCAUCCUUCAUCAGAUAUCUCAAGUUACGUUAGAGGAGGUGUUGCUGGACACAAAUUUAAGGAUUCCUUUGCGCUUAGCUGGACAUAAAGAUGAUAGAGCAUGACCAACAGGAAUGUGCUUAACAGAGGCAAGUGCAACAAAACCAGGAAAUUCAAGAUGUUGUCCUCUUACCUGAUGAGGUGUUACUGUUGGUGCUACUGUCUUCUCAAAGAUUCAGAUACAAAGACAAGGAAUCUCUGCAAUCUUCUUUCGAAGACAGUCUCCAUACACAACGGAAGGGAAUUGAAUAUUUAGAUAGAGCCCAAGGAGCUGCGGUAAGAUGCCAGGCACCUGCACAAAAUGUCUAAUGGUCUGCAAAAUCAAUGGCCCUAGUUGACAACAUUCAUAACCCAGUUUUAACAGAGACCAUGAAAGUGAAUGCUGAGUUUAUGAACUACUCCCAGCCCAUUUAAUCACAUCACAUGGUAUAUGAGAAGUUCAUUACAGAUUAGGAUAUUUUUCUGUUUGCCAAAGGUAUCAACUAUAAACAAGGACUAAAUGUUGCAACACAAGGCCUCCGUUGCAUCUUCAAUGUCACAAUAGAAACUACUGUAACUCUAUUUGCACUCUGCACAACAGCUCUUUAGGUGUGAGCAUCCAGAAGAAGAAGAAGUACUUCAUCAGUUGCUUGGAUACAAAAUCACUCUGUCAAUCCUUGGAAACCCUAUUCCUUCUGUUGUUUAUCAUAACAUCCCACCAUCUUAUCACAGACCUCUGCAGUAUGCUCAUGUUAGAACUGCAGAAAGCAAGAUGAAACUAUAGAAAGCAAGAUGAAACUAUGUGCCUCCACCAUGGUGUUUAUCUCUGGAUCCGGCCCAUUCUCCCAGCGGAUCAACCUGGGUUCGCUCCAAUGGACGCAUAUGCUGCCAGUUCAGUCGCCAAGUAUCCAGCAGCAGCAUCGCAGGGCCUACAAUAUGUUAGGUUCAAGAUGGUUCCGUGUGGGGUAAAUUUACUGCAUACGCAUCCAUGAGCUUCAGAAAUGCUUACUCUUAUUAUCUCAGGAGGGCCUCUUCAUGUUGGUUUUGUUGAUACUCAAGGUCAAGCUUUCAUCGAUAUUUUGCCUCCUGGAGAUGUCACCAUAUUUUCGAGGGGGAUACUGCAUUUUGAGCUUAAUGUUGGAACUGAAGAAGCUAAUUAUAUCUCUGCUCUCAACAGUCAAAAUCCUGGUGUUGUGACAAGCAGCAUGUCAAUAUUGAAGCUUCCAUUGAGAAGUGUGGCAACAGCUUUCAACAUCACCCAACAAGCUGUAAAGAAAUUAGAUUCAACGAUAUAUGCCAGUGAUUCCCACUCCCCCAAAAUAAAUGGCGUCCAUUGGGAACCAUAUGCACCGACCCGACAUAAUGUGAGCAGAUAUCCAUUGCCAUGGGCUAAGACACAGGAAGCAGAGUUUUCACUCUGUGCUUUCAUGGCCAGGGAAAAGUUCCAAUGGAUGAUGUAUACCGAUGUGGGUGAGUUUGUAUUAUCUGAUUCUUGGUUGAAUGAGCAGGUGGGUCCUGAGGACAAGGGCUUUCAGGAAGUAAAACCCAGCUGCAAGGAUCUUACUUCAGGGGCUCUCUUGAACAUGGUUAUGAGUCUAAGUUCACAAGGAACAGCCUUCAAGAAUUUCCGAAUCUCAUAUCGGGCAACUUUCCUUCAAGUGUAGGAAUUUUGGGCCAUCAAGGCUUACCGAACACCCUGAGAGAGACGCAGGAGAAAAGGUUCAAGUCCAUACUUUUGUUGGAAGCAAGUGCUUCAGAACACUUGAAGCACUUGCAGUUAGUUGUUGAUCUGAUUUUGGUUAAUUUGUAGUUACGUUAGAGGAGGUGAUAUUGGAAACAAAUUUAAGAUUCUUUGUGUUUAACUGGAGGUUUGUAAGAAGGAUUUGGAAGAAAGACAAUAGAGUACAACCUACAGGCAUGUGCUUCGCAGAGGAAUCAUCUUCCAACCACUUAAUCUGACUGUGCUGCACAGCCAUGGAUUUUUAUUCAUCCAAGAUGUUGUCCUCUUAUUUGAUGAAGUGUUACUAUCGGUCCCCCUGUUUUUUCCGAGAUUCAGAUUUAGAAACAAAGAAUCUCUGCAAUGGUUCUUUCUCAAACAAUUUCUAUACACAACUGGAGGAUAUAGCCCAAUUUUCCCACUUCCUUUUCAAAGCAUUUUUGCCUUUGUAUUGUUUGUGUUUUUGAUUUUUUGUUUAUUGGCUUCUUUGGGUUUGUUCUUGGUUUCUGAUGUGAUUCUUAUCUUUUUCUUUUUGUUAUCAAAUCCAAAAUCCAAUUUUAAUUUCAACUCAUCCCAUCCCUUCUUAUCACUUUGAGAAUUUUUCUUAGCAUCUUAUUUCAAAAUAUUUUUUCAUGAUUGUUAUUCGUAGUUUCUCUUUCUCUGUAUUGAUUUUUUCAUAAUUUCUUUUACGAUGACAGAGAUACCUAAAGUCUCCAACUAGAAAUUCAUUUAUGUUUUUUGCAAGUUUAAAACCCUGUCAAUGUUUUUUUCGUAGUUCCUGCUCUUCUUGUUUUUCUUUUUCUUUUCUUCGUUUUUCAGCUUGUCGAGCAGCCUAUCUUUCAAUAUGUCUAGCUUUUAUUGCUUUUUUGUGCUCUUGGAACCUUUUCUUUAGUUUUUGCACUCUUUCUAAGUGUUUCUGCUAAUCUUCUAGCUCAAAUGCCUUUUCCAGGUUCUUAACUUCCUUUGGAGUAGUUGCGGAUUCCAAUUUUUGUAAUCUCUGUUCUUUCGUCUUUUGUCUUUCUUGUUUUCGUUGUCUCCUUUCCUCUUUGAUUUUUCGAAAUUCUGAGAGUUUGCUUCUUCUUUGGAUGUUCAAUUUCCUUCACUUCGUAAGAUUGUUUGAGAAAAAACAUUGCAGUGAUUCUUUGUCUUCAAAUCUGAAUUUUGGAGAAGGUGGUGGGACCAAUAGUGACACUUCACCAGGCAAGAGGACAACAUCUUGGAUGAAUAAAAAUCCAUGGCUUUGCUUCAUAGUCAGAUUCAGGGAUUGGAAAUGAUUCCUAUGUGAAGCACUUGCUUGUAUGUUGUACUCUAUCAUCUUUCUUCCAAAUCCUUCUUGCAGACCUCUAGGUAAGCGCAUAGGAAUCCUUAAAUUUA